This is a messenger RNA of Symbiodinium necroappetens, 3021 nucleotides long. NCBI's taxonomy places the organism in Eukaryota, Dinophyceae, Suessiales, Symbiodiniaceae. The record is from the annotation of a GenBank genome assembly.
GCUCGAGGCUGCGUUGUUAUUCUGAUUUACCUGCUGGGAAAUUUUGUAACCAUGUUGCAACCUCUGUUGGAUAUCUUCGUUUAUGCAUAUUUGCACAUCGUGAAGCCUGGGUCCUGUAUUAAUCUUUCAUCUUCAGUAUCGGCGGCUCUUGUUCCCGCGAUGGAGCGCUACACACCGGAGGCCCCGGAACCCAAGAGAUCCUGGGAUCAGAGGCCAGCACUUCCCAGGAGACGGCCUCUGACGGCUACAUCUUCUACCUUGGCGGCUGGGAGUCAGUCUGUGACUCGUCAGCCGCUUCCUCGGCUCCGCCUUCGUGAACCUCUGCCAAGGCUGAAGCACCUGAAGGCCUCCUCUUUGCUUCGCUUGAGGAAACUGCAGGCCCGUCUGCGUGAUGCAAAAGGCCAGAAAAAGCCUCUGCCCCGACUCCGUGGUGGACAUGGACUUUCUCAGGGAAUGGUGGAUGCUCUUCCAGAUGUCCCUACGGGCAGUCACCUGGUGGAGCUGACCAUACAAGGUCGGCCAAUACAGUUUUGGGAUGUCUCAACCUUCCCCGUUCCGGCCGACCAGCCCAUGGAUACUGAUGAUGAGACUCCGGGAGAUGCAGCCCAGGGCCUACAUGGUGUCUUCCCCACGAGGGCGCUUGGACGUGUGUCCGGAGAUGAUACACGGACUAAAAGUAGCCCGCUCCCUCGAGCUCUUCGUCAUGUUCCUUCGAAAAAGAAAGGAGGCAAGAAGCCUGCAGGAACAGCCCCGGCUGUGGCUGCUUCCUCUGGUGCUAUGGCCAAAUCCAGCUCGGCUCGGAAGCUCCCGAAGAAGGCCAGAGGGUCAAUUCGUGAAAGCUUGGCUACGCCAGGGGAGUUGACUAAGACCACUGGCUCUACCUCUCGUCGAUCUCAUGCGCCGAAGCUGCGGGCUGCUAAGUGCAAGGCAGCUGCUUCGUCUGGGGAAGGACGUACUGAUGCGGGACCAUCUCCCUUGUCGGCCGCUGACAAUAAUGAUGACCCUGACCCGGAAACCCAGAGGCGCAUCAUGAAUGAGAGAUGCGCUGCUUUGCUUGAAGCACAGCGUGAAGCCCUUAGACGUCGCAUGGAGCAACGACGGGAGGCGAUCAAGGCUGCGACGGCCAAAGCACGAGCAGUUCAUGACCCGCCUGUCACCGAGCCGAUGCCGACUGAAGUUGCUGCAGACGAUCAUGCAGCUAUAUCAGUUGAUGUUGGGACCCCUGGAGAGCCUAUGGCAGAUGUACAGCCAGAUGCGGCCACGACCUCCGGACAGCCUCCGCUCCCUUCUGCAUACAUGAAAUGUGCGAUCUUGACUGGGCUGUUUGUGCUUCUUAUUUUCCUUAUCAGCAGAUGUUGCUGCUUUGAGUUCGAUCAGGUCAUGUUCCAGAUCUUCUGGACUCCCUCAUGCACAUCCUGGGCCGGAAUCUUGAUAUAUUUGCUCUGCAGCACCAUGUGGUCGUUGGUGUUGAUGACCACUCGCUUUUUGCGGGAAUGCUUCUCAGCCCUUGGGUAUCUGCCUGAGUUUGAAUGGAUACAGAUUGAGCACUUUCUCAGGUCGGAGGAGCGAGGGUUGCCUCUGACGCCACAGAGGCAGGGCGCAAGUUGCUGGUGGCACUUUCUACAAAGGCAGAUGGUGUACGGCCAGAUCUUUGAAUGUCAGAGGCACUUGAUCUCAACAUUAUAUCCUGGAAUUCGAGUGGACUUGGAGCUGCGGUCUUACCUGAAUUUCUGUUGUGGCUUGACCAGUGUGAGUGCUGAGCAGGUUCGUGUUCACAAUGUGCUGCAGGGUCGCCUCACUCAUAUCAGGCAAUUGAUGGAUGAUUUGCACUCCGAGGAUGUCAUGUGCAGGCUUAUUUUGCUCUUCUGGUGGAUGGGCGACGAGCCGGGGAUUGCCCCGCCGACGAGAGCCGAAACCAGUUACUUUCUGAGCCUCUUCCCCCGGCCCUCCCAGAUGCAGAAGGACCAGGCCGAGCCGAUGGAUACAAAGGACCAGCCAAAACGUGGGAUAUUCGAGGAUACUUCCAGACGGGAGGAAAGUCUUUCUAAGGCCAUGAAGGGGGAGAUUCACGAGGAAGCAGCCAGUCCCAAGGAGCCUGUGGGAGUUCGAGCCUCUGCCUCGCAGCCACCGGUCAAGGUACCGGUAAUGGGCCCGCCCACUCCAUCAUCGACCACAGCAUCUCCGGCCAGUACUUUGACGCCACAGCAGCAGCUGCUUCCGAAUGCAGCUACGGCCACACCGUCGGGGAAAGGCAAGACCAAGAAGGGCAAGCAGGGCAAAGGACAGGGCAAAGGUCAGAAGGGAAACAACGAUCCCUCUCAGACUACUUCGAGCUCCAGUCAUCAGGACAACGUCAUCUCAGCGAUGGGGCGCCUGUGUUUGCGCCACGAAGACGCGAUUGCAGUGCAGCGUGCGAACCAAGGAUACGUCUGGUGGUUGAGGACCGCUGGACCCGAAUCGAUAGUACCAUCGCUGGCCAGAGUGUCAGCAGCUUGGAACCGCAAGAAGGACGAAGAGGGCAUACAGGAGCAUCCGCUUCGGAUAGUCAUGCUGUCGACCUUGUUGGAAGUGAUGAUCGAGAGAGCUCAGGCGGCGGUGGAGCCGACACGCUUGGAAGCCUCAGCCCAGGCGGGUCUCAUCCUGAAUCAGGGGGACGAACCCUUUUGGCCGUUUCUACGCUGGAACCCAGCCCGUCGUGUCGAGGAAAUCGUGUCGAGCGAGGAAGCGAGACCCCUGGAGCAUUCAAGAUUGAUGAGGAAGCUCAACCAGAUCAGGGAUACGAUCAAUCCCGAGAACAUACUGCGCUGCCACGGCUACCACUCCAUCUCCGAGAACAUGACGGGGGACACCUGGCGACUACUCCUGGAAAUCGAGACUGUUGGCGAGGAAGCACAGAAUCUUCAUGCUUGGCUUCGGCGGAUGAUCAACUGCACAGCAUGGAAGCUUAUAGGCGGUCGAUUUCGCCGCGAGCGGCUGGGUCGCUCUCCGCUAGCCAAUCGGCUGGCGGAGCUCCUGGGCUAG